UUAUUUCUAAGAGUGUAGUGUGUAAUGCAACCAUCAAACAUUCAAAGAAUGGCAAAUUUCUCAAUAAUGCAUAUGUGUAAAUUCCCAAAUUGAAUGUGUAUUGGAAGGAAGGCCUGUGUUGUAGCGCGAGCGCUGCGGUCUCAGCGUGUCUUGACGGUAGGGUCACUUUCAGCGCUCUCACACCCUGCGGCAGUGACCGAACCGCCCGACGUCGCCCAUCCGUCCCCCAGUUCUCACAGAGGUAACCUUGGCAUCCUGGCCACGCCGUGACAGCAGGUUUAAAAAUAAACCCAGCUCCGUUAGCGUGCUGAGGAUAAUGGCCCUCCAACGCAUGCCACAUGGGGGGUCUCGCGCACACACACGCAUACAUGCUCACUCAGAGGAGACCACAGAGGAAGCAGUGAUGCUAUAGACAGCAGGGCUUGCCUGUAACAAAUACUAACUUUAGCAUGAUUGUUGUGUCACCUUUACAAAGUUGCAGUCUUUUGAACAUUCAGUUUGAGGUGUAUUUAAGCAAUAUCACAGAAAUGUCUAUAUAGUUUUUAUACAAUUUUAUUUCAGUUUUAGUUAUUUUAGUAAAUUGAGUUAAACUAAAUGAAAAUGAGAAAGUUUGCUGAAAUAAGUUCGUUUUUCGAUACAUUUUUAAUAAUUUAUUUUUAAAUUAUUUUAGAUAUUUUUCUGUUAACCUUUUUCGAUUUUAUUUAUUUAUUUUUAAAAUUUGUAUUUUUUUUAGUUGGCUGUAAUAACCCUGGUCGCAUGUAAAGCCGCACAUGUAUAUAUGCAUCUCACGUCGCUAACGCUAACGUGCGGCCCGUCCGUUGCACUUGCUCUCUAUUUGCAUCAAUCCCACGCAUUGAGAGCAAACGAUCCGAGCGCCGGGUCCUGAUUUGCUCGGUAAUCAAAUGUUGCGGGGGGAAAAUGCUAAGUCCGCUAAUUUACACUUUGGAGAGGAGGGGAGAAAAAAACGUGAGGCCGAAUGUCCGUGGGGUGAUACGCGGGCGUUUAUCAGAGAAUGGUAUUGGUAUUGAGCGGCCAGUCGUUUGAAGGUUAUGUUUCUGAGCAGUAAUUGAAAUGCAAAAUAACAUUAGGAUCGAUGGUUUGCUCUGUUUAUUUAUGAAAUCAAUAUUGAAACGGUCUGUCACCAUUGCGGCUCUGAUUCCACCUGACAGCCAAACUGAGUGUGCUGCAUCCAGACCUCCGGCGGCCCGAGACACAGUCAUUACCUGCACUGCAGGCAGGAGCGGAAGCGCCAGGAACUGGGUGGGAUUUAGGAAAGGAAAUGAUGUCGCCACAGGCUGCUGAACAGGAUGGCCGCUGACGAGCGGCACAUGACGUCCAGCUGUGGCUCCUACAUUAAGACAGAGCCCUCCAGUCCGUCCUCUCUGGUGGACACGGCCAGCCACCCCAGUCCCGGCGCGCAUUCGGACGCCAGUGGCGGCUACGCCAGCGCCAUCAACAGCCACUCCAACGGCCUGGACUCUCCACCCAUGUUCACAGCGGGCGGGCCGCUGGGCGCGGCGGCCAGCGCUUGCCGCAAACGCUACGAGGACUGUUCCAGCACGUUACUGGAGGACCCCGGCUCCAUCAAGUGUGAAUACAUGCUCAACUCCAUCCCAAAACGCCUGUGCCUGGUGUGCGGAGACAUCGCGUCGGGGUAUCACUACGGCGUGGCCUCCUGUGAAGCCUGCAAGGCCUUCUUCAAGAGAACAAUACAAGGCAACAUCGAGUACAGCUGUCCGGCCACCAAUGAGUGCGAGAUCACGAAAAGAAGACGCAAGUCCUGUCAGGCGUGCCGAUUCAUGAAGUGCUUGAAAGUUGGCAUGCUGAAGGAAGGUGUUCGGCUAGACCGUGUACGAGGAGGGCGACAAAAAUACAAGAGGAGAAUGGAUGCAGAAAACACAGCCUACCUGGGGCUCACACUGCCACCGCCAGCCAAAAAACCAUUGACAAAGAUCGUGUCCCAUCUGCUGGUAGCGGAACCAGAGAAGAUCUACGCCAUGCCAGACCCCACCAUGCCCGAGAGCGACAUCAAAGCCCUGACCACGCUGUGCGACCUGGCCGACCGCGAGCUGGUGGUCAUCAUCGGCUGGGCCAAACACAUCCCAGGUUUCUCCAGCCUGUCUCUUGGAGAUCAGAUGAGUCUACUGCAGAGCGCAUGGAUGGAGAUCCUGAUCCUCAGCAUCGUGUUCCGCUCGCUGCCCUACGAGGACGAGCUGGUGUACGCGGAGGACUACGUGAUGGACGAGGAGCACUCGCGGCUCACGGGCCUGCUGGACCUCUACGUGUCCAUCCUACAGCUCGUGCGCAAGUACAAGAAACUCAAGGUGGAGAAAGAGGAGUUCGUCACACUGAAGGCCAUCGCACUCGCCAACUCAGACUCCAUGCACAUAGAGGACGUGGAGUCGGUUCAGAAGCUCCAGGACGCCCUUCACGAAGCGCUGCAGGACUACGAGAGCUGUCAGCAUGCAGAAGACCCUCGACGGGCGGGAAAGCUGCUCAUGACGCUGCCGCUGCUCCGGCAGACGGCCACCAAGGCCAUCCAGCACUUCUACAGCAUCAAGAUGCAGGGCAAGGUGCCCAUGCACAAACUCUUCCUGGAAAUGCUGGAGGCCAAGGUCUGAUUGGCCGCUCGUCGCGUGAUAUCAUCGAGGCCACGGCGAGCGGGGCGUGGCAGAGACUGCGGAGGACGGACGCUCCUCCGACGGACGCGCGGGCUGCGGGACGCUCGUCUCUCGUCUGCCCGAGACG
Messenger RNA from Labeo rohita (rohu), 2748 nucleotides. RefSeq names its product estrogen-related receptor beta (gene esrrb). Gene Ontology annotation, cellular component: nucleus. Bases 1308 to 2621 code for a protein of 437 amino acids. The transcript is spliced from 7 exons. The record is from RefSeq and is a predicted model, not a curated record. Lineage: Eukaryota; Metazoa; Chordata; Actinopteri; Cypriniformes; Cyprinidae. Gene Ontology annotation, molecular function: nuclear steroid receptor activity; DNA-binding transcription factor activity; sequence-specific DNA binding. Gene Ontology annotation, biological process: regulation of DNA-templated transcription.